Lentinula edodes (shiitake mushroom) is the source of this 885-nucleotide messenger RNA. RefSeq names its product kinase-like domain-containing protein. Gene Ontology annotation, cellular component: nucleus; cytoplasm. The transcript is spliced from 3 exons. Gene Ontology annotation, molecular function: ATP binding; protein serine/threonine kinase activity. The record is from RefSeq and is a predicted model, not a curated record. The coding region runs from base 1 to 885 and encodes 294 amino acids. Gene Ontology annotation, biological process: protein phosphorylation; mitotic DNA damage checkpoint signaling. Lineage: Eukaryota; Fungi; Basidiomycota; Agaricomycetes; Agaricales; Omphalotaceae.
AUGAAUGGGGAACUGAGCAUCAAAAAAGAGGUUGCUGUGUUGACAAGUUCUCGACACCCAAAUAUUGUCCGACUCUGGGAAGUUGUCGACGACCCUAGUUAUGACCGUGUUUUUCUUGUAUUGGAAUAUUUGGCAGGGGGCGAGAUCCAGUGGAGAAAUGAGAACGAAAAUUCACCUAUCCUUACAGUGGAACAGUCUAAACGAAUCUUUAGGGAUGCCACACUGGGACUACAAUAUCUUCAUCACUUGGGUAUUAUCCAUCGCGAUAUAAAACCGGCUAAUCUAGUUUGGUCCUUUGACCAAAGCACAGUCAAAAUCAUUGAUUAUGGGAUAUCGCAUCGCAACGAAGAAAAUUUGAAGCGUCCUGCUUCAGCUUCAUGCUAUAGAGAGAAGACUAUCUCCAAGCCAAAUCCGACAUUAUUCACGACUGAAGAAUUGACGAAACAACGCGGAACAGGAUAUUUCAUGGCCCCAGAGGUCGCCUGGACUCCACCUGAUACUACUUUGAGUUCUCCCUCCAUUGACACACUUUCCUCGACGAUGCACACGGAUGUUUUCCAGAUUCCAGUCAAACGUCCAGCCAUAACCAAGGCUAUCGAUGUCUGGUCCCUUGGUGUGACCUUGUACUGUCUUCUUUUCGGAAAGUUCCCAUUCCAGAUUCCGUCUGAUGGAAAUGACAAUUACUAUCACACAAAGUAUAUGCUCUUUCGGGAGAUCUGCACGCAAGACUGGACAGUUCCAGACACCAUGGGGUCGGAUUCUUUACCUACUGGAGGCAGAGCGGCGACGAAUCAUGAUGAAGUGAUCGCUUUGCUAGAUUCCAUGCUGCGAAAGGACCCUAAUUCGCGUAUUGCCAUAGAUUGUGUGAAGGUUAGUGGUUCGUAA